CUAGAAAGAAACUUGGUAUCUUAUUUGCUCUGUGUUUUCAGAAAGGAUGGAGCAUUCAAGUAGUACUCAAAUUAGGCUGUUUAAACUCUUUUAUGGUUUCAUUCUUUUGUGCAUGGGCGCCGCAGUUCUGGAAUCUGCAACACUGCCAAGCAGUGGCACUAGUCUUGGAAAUGAAACGGAUCGCAUGGUGCUGCUCGACUUCAAGAAAAGAAUCUCCGAAGAUCCUUUUCAUAUCAUGAGGUCAUGGAAUGAUUCCAUUCAUUUCUGCAGUUGGGCUGGCGUUACAUGCAACCGUAUCACAAAAAGAGUCUUGACUUUGGAGCUGGAGUCUCAGAAAUUGGUAGGCUCCAUACCACCUUCCAUUGGAAAUCUUACUUUUCUUACUGGAAUCAAUCUGAGAAGGAACAAUUUUGAUGGUGAACUUCCUCAAGAAUUGGGUCGUCUACAAAGCCUGCAACACCUCAACCUGUCUGUCAAUUCCUUCAGCGGGAAAAUUCCAACUAAUAUAUCUCACUGUACACAACUGAGAGUGCUCGAGCUUUACUCCAAUAAGCUUAUUGGGCCAAUUCCGGACCAACUCAGUUCGUUGUUGGAUUUAAAUAUUCUAUUGUUUGAUAAAAACAAUCUCACUGGAACUAUUCCAAGUUGGAUAGGAAACUUUUCUUCUCUGUGUAGUCUUUACAUUGGCGGAAACAACUUUCAGGGAAGCAUACCUAAAGAGCUCGGGCGUCUAACAGGCUUGCAAGCAUUCUCAGUAGCGGUAAAUAAUCUAUCUGGUAUGGUUCCUUCUUCAAUCUAUAAUAUUUCUUCCAUAUCCAUUUUCGGUGUCAGUCAGAACCAGCUUCGCGGAGAGCUACCGCCAAAUGUUGGCUUUAUUCUUCCUAAUCUUGAACAAUUUCAUGCUGGUGGCAACAAAUUCACAGGAAAUAUUCCUGCAUCGUUCUCAAAUGCUUCUAGACUUCGUUAUCUCAAUUUGCCUGAAAAUGAUCUCACUGGAACAGUUCCUGGUGAAAGCCUUGGAAGAUUGCGAAGCUUAGUUGGACUAAACUUUGGUGCCAAUAGACUUGGAACUGGGAAAAGUGGGGACCUGAAUUUUAUCAGCUUCUUGGCCAAUUGUACAAGUCUGGAGGGGUUGGCUCUUUACGAUAACCAAUUCAGAGAUGAAUUGCCAAGCUCCAUAUCCAACCUUUCAACCCAACUAACGUCUUUUACAAUGGAGAAAAACUUGAUAUAUGGAAGCAUCGACAGAGGCAUCGGCAAUCUUGUAAACUUGACCCUUUUUGGAGUAAGUUAUAACUUUCUCAUCGGUAAGAUCCCUGAAGAAAUUGGGAGGCUUCAGAAGUUGGGGGAACUAUAUUUGAAUGACAACAAGUUUUAUGGACCAAUUCCAUCCUCCCUAGGUAACUUGACUUCGUUGACAGAGCUCUACGUCAGCGGCAAUAGGUUUGAGGGAAGCAUUCCUCCAACUCUUGCAAACUGCCAACGUCUACUAGCGCUUGACCUGUCUCGAAACAAUCUAACAGGCCCCAUACCUCAAGAGGUCAUUGGGAUUUCAUCUCUUUCAAUUUAUUUGCUCCUGUCUAACAAUUACUUGACUGGUUCACUACCAGCUAAAGUGAGUGAUUUGGCAAACGUAGUGGAGCUAGAUGUGUCCGGAAACAACUUAUCGGGUGAAAUCCCCACGACACUUGGCAAUUGUAUUAUGUUGGAGCGUUUGUACUUGGAAAAUAACAAAUUUGAAGGAACAAUUCCUCAAUCUCUUAAAAGUUUAAGAAGCUUGGAAGAGAUGGAUAUUUCGAGCAAUAAUUUUUCUGGGCAGAUUCCUGAAUUUAUGGGCAAGUUAAGUUUUCUCAAGAACCUCAAUGUUGCUAAUAAUAAUUUCCAGGGUGAAUUGCCUAAAGAAGGGAUCUUUCUAAAUGCAAGUGGUCUCUCAAUUCUUCGAAAUGGUAGGCUUUGUGGUGGCAUCCCACGAUUAAGUCUACCUCCAUGCUCCAACAUAAAGGCUCAUUCAUCUAGAGGACUACUUGUCCCGAAAGUAGUAAUCCCUGCAGCUUGUGCACUUGCAUCCAUAAUUGCUCUGUCAUGCUUCAUUAUUACUUGUUCAAUGUCUAAUAAGCCAAGAGGUACACCUGUAAGCUCACGUUCUUAUAAGGAUUGGAAAUCAGGUGUCUCUUACAAAGAACUUGUUGAAUCAACUAACAGGUUCUCUAGAGAAAAUCUAAUUGGUUCAGGAAGUUUUGGUUCUGUCUACAAAGGAGUGCUCCCUAGUGAUGGAAUUGUAGUUGCAGUUAAGGUAUUAAACCUUCAACAACAAGGAGCUUCCAAUAGUUUCAUUCGUGAAUGUGAAGCUUUAAGAAGUGUAAGGCACCGUAAUCUUCUCAAGAUCAUAACUAUUUGUUCAAGCAUUGACAAUCAGGGCAAUGACUUCAAAAGUUUAGUAUAUGAGUACAGUGUAAAUGGAAGUCUAGAUGUGUGGCUGCAUCCAACAGAUGAUGAGCAGUCUCAGAGGAAGAGAUUGAGCCUUGUACAAAGACUCAAUAUUGCAAUUGAUAUUGGUUCAGCUUUAGAAUAUCUCCACCACCAUUGUGAAACGUCGAUUGUUCAUUGUGACCUAAAGCCAAGCAAUGUUCUUCUGGAUGAAGAUAUGGUGGCUCAUAUUGGUGACUUUGGUCUAGCAAAGUUCCUCUUGGAAGCGAAGGAUAAUCCCUCUCAAAGUCAAACCAUGUCAACUGGGCUAAAGGGUACCAUUGGCUACAUUCCUCCAGAGUAUGGCAUGGGAGGCGAAGUAUCCAUUCUAGGAGAUGUUUAUAGCUUUGGAAUAUUGUUGCUAGAAAUGUUCACGGGAAAAAGACCUACAGAUGGAAUGCUUGGAGAAGGUAAAAAUAUUCACAAUUUCACAGCCAUAGCAAUUCCUGAUCAUGUCAUGGAUAUAGUUGACCCUUCAUUGCUGAUUGAAGGAGAAGAUGCAGAUGCUCAUGAUGACAGAUACAGAAAUGAGUUACAAGAAAACCCUAUUACAAAUCGUCAUGACCGUGGCCUAGUCCAAGGAAGAAAAUUGGAUGAAUGUUUGGUUUCAGCGAUGCAGAUAGGACUCGUGUGCUCUGCAAUAUCCCCUGGAGAGCGGAUGCAUAUGGAUGUUGUUGUCAACAAAAUGAAGGCAAUUAGGGACUCAUUUAUGAAUUUAUGAAGAUGAAGCUAGCAGUAUACAAUAUUGGGCUAAGUUUGUUUUCUUAGUCUCACUCUCCGCUCUUAUAAUGCCUAACAUAAUUUGCCAAAGAUAGUUCAUGUACCCAUGUGUAUGACAAUAUGUAAAGUUGAUCCCAGCAUUUUAUAAUUAUAUUCCAGAAUAAGGGAAAAUUGUUUUGUUCUG
Messenger RNA from Pyrus x bretschneideri (Chinese white pear), 3370 nucleotides. Its product is annotated as probable LRR receptor-like serine/threonine-protein kinase At3g47570. The coding region runs from base 47 to 3187 and encodes 1046 amino acids. The record is from RefSeq and is a predicted model, not a curated record. Gene Ontology annotation, cellular component: plasma membrane. The transcript is spliced from 2 exons. Gene Ontology annotation, biological process: protein phosphorylation. NCBI's taxonomy places the organism in Eukaryota, Viridiplantae, Streptophyta, Magnoliopsida, Rosales, Rosaceae. Gene Ontology annotation, molecular function: protein kinase activity; ATP binding; protein binding.